Messenger RNA from Gastrolobium bilobum, 1071 nucleotides. Its product is annotated as receptor-like protein kinase ANXUR2. Gene Ontology annotation, cellular component: plasmodesma; plasma membrane. Gene Ontology annotation, biological process: protein autophosphorylation. Bases 1 to 1071 code for a protein of 356 amino acids. The record is from RefSeq and is a predicted model, not a curated record. Gene Ontology annotation, molecular function: transmembrane receptor protein tyrosine kinase activity; ATP binding. The transcript is spliced from 2 exons. Lineage: Eukaryota; Viridiplantae; Streptophyta; Magnoliopsida; Fabales; Fabaceae.
AUGCUUCCCAAGUAUAUGUGCUUCUGUUGGUCAAAGCAUACAAGGUCAUCAUCAUCAUCAUCUAAAAAGCAGUCUCCGACAAUAAUAGAAGAGCUAUGCUGUAAAUUUUCCCUCGAGGAUCUAAGAAAAUCAACCAACAACUUUGAUGAAAAACGAAUAAUAGGAAGAGGAGGCUUUGGUGACGUGUACAAGGGUCAUCUUAAACAUGAUGAGGGAACUGAUUAUGCAAUUGCAUUGAAGCGUAUGUAUAGAAAAUCACGGCAAGGGAUCAUGGAGUUCAAGAAUGAAAUAGAGUUGCUCUGCCAGCUUUGUCACCCUAAUUUGGUCUCUCUUGUAGGAUUCUAUGACGACAAAAACGAGACAAUUAUUGUGUAUGACUACAUGGCAAAUGGAUCUCUCCAUGAUCGUCUAUAUUGCAAGGAUAUGGAACCACUUUCAUGGAAGAAAAGGCUAGAGAUAUGCAUAGCAGUAGCGCAUGGACUGCACUAUCUUCACACUGGAGCCAAACGCACCAUCUUUCACCAAAACCUCAAUCUCAAUAGCAUUCUUUUGGAUAACAAUAUGGUGCCAAAAAUCACUGGUUUCGGGCUUUCCUUACAGGGACCACGUUUUAUUGCUGGUACAUCUGGUUACAAUGCCCCAAACAAUACAUUCACAGUUGAAUAUGACGUGUACUCUUUUGGUGUAGUUAUGCUACUAGUGAUAUGCACAAAGGACAAGCAAACAAUUUUUGACAAGAUAAACAGAGUAGAGAACCAAAGCAAAGAAUUAGAGAAGUUUAUUAAGGUUACCCCAGCAACCAUGGAUAUAUAUGACUUGGUGCACAGGUUCCCGGUUGAGGAGAUGAUGGAUCCAAUUCUCAAAGGAAAGAUUGCACCUGGGUGUUGGGAAGUAUUUAUAGAUAUUGCAGAAAGAUGCUUGAAGCAGGAACCAAAUGAGAGACCAACAAUGGGUGAAGUAGAGGUGCAACUUGAGUAUGGUCUGGCACUGCAAGAGGAAGCAGAUGCCACCAAGACUAGUGGUGAUUUUAUCUUAUUAUCCACAACCAUUUUUAAUACUGAGCCCGAGUAG